Molecule: messenger RNA, 2756 nt
Organism: Cercopithifilaria johnstoni
Lineage: Eukaryota; Metazoa; Nematoda; Chromadorea; Rhabditida; Onchocercidae
Source: the annotation of a GenBank genome assembly
CAGAUCAUGUGCUUCUACGAUUAUCCGAUUUUGCGGACGAUCCACCAAUUUUUAUCACUGUUCGAACAAGGACAAAAGAAGGCGCCGUAUCAUCUGAUUCAAAUGUUUGCCGUAUACCACGCGGUAUCACCAAUAACACCGAACUUACAAAUCAUACUACAACACUUGGCAUGCAGUCAAAUCCAUUAAAUCUAUUACAACCAAUACCGGUUACCGGUGGACGAUCAUCAAUGAUAUCAUCACUUCUACCAAUGAAUGUUUCGGGAGGAGUAACAACAACAACAACACCAACUACAAAUCUUCUACAAACAUCUCAGGGAAACGCUAAUGCUUCUGUUAAUAAUUUAAUGAAUAAUUCAAUGAUAAUCUCACAUCCAUCUAUUGCAACAUCGUAUGGUAGUGGUCAUCAUAUUACACCUGGUAGCAAUAUGUUAGCAAGGUAUUCAGGUUAUGAUCAAAUGCAUAUCGGUGAACAUCAUCAAUUGGUACGAAAUAGUGGUGGUGGUGGUGGUGGUGGUAGUGGUAGUAAUGAUGGUGGAGGUUGUAGUGGUAGUAGUGGUUUAUUAAUGACCGUUGGUGGACAAUUAUCUGGUUUAGGAAUAGCACCAACGGCAAAUCCAUUAAACUCUUACACUACCACAGGUGCAUCAGCUACCAAUAGUUCAUUGCUCAAUGUAUCAGGUAAUGGUAAAUUAGGAUAUUCUGGUACAACUGGAAUAAAUUAUGAUGGAUUAUUGAAAAAUUAUCAAACACCAGGCACUUUACAUGAGCAAUGGAAAACGCCUAAUCAAUAUUAUAUAUUUCAUCCACAUACAUUACGGCAUGAUUUAACAAAUACCGAAGAGAAACCGAGUGUUCUUGAAAUGGAACAUAAUUAUCUUCUAAAACAUCGUGUUCCACCGUGGACAUUAGCAUCACAAAAUUCUAGAGCAAGAUUUGAACAUUAUUUACGAAGUCGUACAGAUGAUCGUACAGGACGGUCAUUAACAAAUUUUUCCACUCGUACUGGAAAUUUUCUACCACAUCCGAUUGCACGUAUGCGUACGGAAGAAUUGUGUAGUACAAGAAGUGAACCGGAUCUUCGACCUAUGGCACUUGAUUUCUCCUGCAGAUGGUUUGUGGCGCUGUUUGAUUAUUCACAUCAUAUGAGUCCAAAUGCAAAUGCGCAACAGGAAGAACUUUCAUUUCGAAAGCAUCAAUUAAUUAAGGUUUUUGGUGAUGUUGAUCAAGAUGGUUUUUACACUGGACAAAUUGGUCAUCGUAUCGGACUUGUCCCAUCAAAUAUGGUUAUUGAAAUUGCAAAAGACGAUCUAAUGCCACCUCAACGACGUCGUUCAGAUGCUGUUACACCAUUGGAACCAUCAUUACGACGGAUGCGUUGGGGUUCAUUGAAGUCAAGAAGUUAUGAUCAUGCUGGUGAUCGUCGGCCAUCACGAAGCAGGGUGAUAACAGUGGAAGGUGAUCAAUAUCCAUCCAUUGAUCGACGUGAUUAUUCAUUACCCAAUAGGUCAUGCGAUUAUUUUGGAACAUCAUUGAGGCGUAUACCUGUUGGAGAUUAUCGAUUUCGAAGCGAAUAUAGUAGUAGAGGUGGAACUAGUACUGUCGAUGAUGAAUACGACAUGUAUCCACCAAACGGAAGGCACGCACGUGAUUAUUACGGUUACACACGUGAUCAUAGGUCACGUGAAACAACAGCUGAACGGGAUCGUAGAGAAUAUUACAUGGAUGAAAGGGAUUUAUCGGAACGUGAAAGGCCUGAGUUCUAUGAAACUGAAGGGCCUCGAGAUCCUCGAGAACGAGAUAUGCGUGGUUAUCGUGAAAUACGUGAAAGUCGGGGAACGCGGGAUUACCGUGACCUUCGGGAUUCAAAAUAUCAGCGCGAACCAAGUAUGGCAAGGCGAGAUCGGGAUUACCUGGAGGAGCAUGAUGAUCAAAAGAUGCGUGAUUACAGAGAUUCACGUGAAUAUAGGGAACAGCGUGAGGUAGCGGAUUAUCGUGAAAUGAGGAAGGAACGAGAAUCAGAUCAAGGUGCUAGGGAUGGAAGAAAUUAUGAGAGGCGGACUGAUUAUGGUAGGCAUGAAAAAGGUCAUGGACUCAUGCGUGAAUAUGCGAUUUCAUCAGGUGCUGCUCAAUCGUAUUAUCCAUCUGAUACUAUUGCAGCUGUUGAGGAUUCAAGGCAUGGUAGAAUGAAUGGUGGUAUGACUGUGCGAAAAUUUGUAGCUAAAUUUGAUUAUGAUUCACGAGAAUUAAGUCCAAAUGUUGAUGCGGAACAGGUUGAAUUAUCAUUUCAUGCUGGUGAUGUUAUCACGGUAUAUGGUGAAAUGGAUGAAGAUGGUUUCUUUAUGGGUGAAUUAAAUGGUAUACGUGGCUUAGUACCAUCAAAUUUCCUCCAUACUUCAACACCAAAUUUAUUGCUACCAACACAAAUGCCCCCUCAACAACAACAACAACAACAACAACAAGCCUCGCAAGUAGUGCCUCCAAUUACAAUUCCUAUUUCAGAGCAGCAACUAAAACCGAAAGGUGUUGUUUUUCAAGAAAAUGCUAAAAAGUCAUUACCUGGUCGUCAAAGUAGUCAAAUCUCAUCAACAGGUAAGCUUAUCACACAAACAUCAAUGAAAUCGAAAAGUGGAGCAGCAGCAACUAGUACUCAGAAGACAGUUUCAAAGAAACCAAAUGAAGCCAGCUCUAAAUUCACUACUGGUAUCAGGAAAACAUCACAGACCGGUAAAAAAGAAAGUACUUCCAAGGUAUGA